Molecule: messenger RNA, 3373 nt
Organism: Brassica napus (rape)
Lineage: Eukaryota; Viridiplantae; Streptophyta; Magnoliopsida; Brassicales; Brassicaceae
Product: LEAF RUST 10 DISEASE-RESISTANCE LOCUS RECEPTOR-LIKE PROTEIN KINASE-like 2.8
Exons: 5
Coding region: 381-2471 (696 amino acids)
Biological process (GO): protein phosphorylation
Molecular function (GO): polysaccharide binding; protein kinase activity; ATP binding
Source: RefSeq, a predicted model, not a curated record
CCUUAUUUAAAGAGAGAAUAGACACAGCUGAAAGACAGAAGAUGUGGUUUUCAACGUCACAACCAAAAGAGACUAAAUUUCAGCUUACUAUGGAGAUGUGACUUAUGUAUGUUUACCUUAGACAGAAGAUGUGGUUUUUAAGAUUAUUGAAUUAAUAAGGUUUCCAGUCUCCUAACUGAAAAGUCUUUGGUUGUAAAAGUAAACAAUUUUAGAAGACAAGAGAUAGUGUGGUAUAGUUGUGUGGACAAGUCUCUCUUACUCCCAUUAAAGUAGAAAAUGAGUUUUAGAAUAACCAAUACCACUCUUUUGUUGUUGUUCUACUUCAGCAGCAACGUAUUAGUCAUAUUAACAGUGUCCAACGGAAAAAUGAUUAGCACCAAAUGAAAAGCCUAAUUAAGAAAGCCAUGCGAAUAGAAAAGCUCUUCCCUUUCAUAUUUGGUCUCUCUCGCGUUAAACCACUUGCUCCGCUCCUCUUUAACAGUAACCAAAGACAGAAUACACACUUUUCAAGAAUGAACUAUCCCUUUAGUUUUUGUUUGAUAUUAUUUGCCAUCUUCUCCUCUUUCAGCCAUCUUCCUGGUGUAUCAAGUGCUGGUGAGCUUUACAAACUCUGCAGUACGACGUUUAGCUGUUGCGAUCAGGUACAUCUGAAUUAUCCUUUCUGGAAACCUGGUAGAAAAGCAUGUGGCCACCCAGAGUUCGAGCUCAACUGUAGCGGAGAUUUUGCAGAGCUCAACAUUUCCACUGUGAAGUUCAGAAUCAUAGAUAGUAGGUACUAUGAGACAACACUCAUAAGAACAGAUUAUAUUGAUAAUCUUUAUCCCAGAAACCCACUGAAUGCGCAGUUCAAUGAAAAUGUUGUUUCCUUCACCCAUAACACUGAGCUUGUAACAAUUUAUUAUGACUGCCCAAACUUCUCACCACUUAUCCCCCAUAGUUAUUAUGUUGGAGAGCUUCUUUCUGGGAAUGGCAGAAGAAAUUACUAUGUGACAAAAAACCUCACGUCCCCUUCACUUCACGAUAUUAGAAGUCUUUUAGAGAACUUCAGGGGAAUGUGUAAAAGAAAUGUCAGUAUUCCUGCAUCUGGAUCUGCACUGGAGACGCUGCAGAGGAGUCCGAAUACAUAUAAUCUAAAGAAGGCUAUUGAACAAGGUUUCAAACUUUAUAUUAACUCGGAUUGUGAGAGGUGCAAAGGCUCUGACGGUGCUUGUGGAUAUAAUCAGACCUCAAGCGCUUUUGUCUGUUAUUGCAAAGAUGGACCGCGUAAUAGUUCAUGCCGGACACACAACCGAGCUGAUCUUAUAGAGGGCAUAGUUAUUGUGAUCAUUAUUCUCGUAGGUUUGUGUUCACUAACAGGUAUUAUUGCGCUGGUGGUAUUAUUAUGCCCCUGUUUCGGGGUCCAAAUUUUCCGCAAGAGAAAAACAUCAGAUGAGAGGAGACAUGAGAAGUUAAAGGCUCUUAUACCACUCAAACACUAUACUUAUGCGCAAGUGAAGAAAAUUACAAAGUCAUUUGCAGAAGUGGUUGGGAGAGGAGGAUUUGGAGUUGUUUAUAGAGGAACCCUUUGUGACGGCCGUAUGGUUGCGGUGAAGGUCUUGAAAGAUUCAAAGGACAAUAAUGGCAAAGACUUCAUCAAUGAAGUUGCCAGCAUGAGCCAAACAUCUCAUGUCAACAUUGUUUCCUUACUUGGAUUCUGCUCCGAAGGUUCAAAAAGAGCCAUCAUAUAUGAAUUUCUAGAGAAUGGCUCGCUUGAUAAGUUCAUCUCAAACACCAACAUAAUGAAUUUGGACUUCACGGCACUGUAUGAGAUUGCACUAGGAGUUGCUAGGGGGUUAGAGUAUUUGCACUUUGGCUGCAAAACAAGGAUCGUGCAUUUCGACAUUAAACCUCAGAACGUGCUGUUAGAUGAAAAUCUUCUCCCCAAAGUUUCUGAUUUUGGACUUGCUAAACUCUGUGAGAAAAAAGAGAGCAUAAUAUCGCUGCUAGACAUGAGAGGGACAAUAGGGUACAUUGCGCCAGAGAUGUUCUCCCCAGUGUAUGGGAGUGUGUCUCACAAGUCAGAUGUGUAUAGCUAUGGGAUGCUACUACUCGAAAUGAUAGGCGCAAGGAAGAAAGAAAUAGUUGAUCAAGUCUCUGCAUCGAAUGCAAGCUCGAUGUAUUUUCCCGAAUGGAUAUACCAAGAUCUCGAGCAAGGAGACAAUGUAAGUCCUGCCGAGUAUGGAAUCAGAAGCGAAGAAGAGGAGAUAGCAAAGAAGAUGAAAAUUGUGGGUUUGUGGUGUAUACAGUCUUCCCCAUCAAACCGCCCUCCGAUGAACAUAGUAGUAGAGAUGAUGGAAGGAAGCCUUGAAGCUCUUGAAGUGCCUCCUACGCCUGUCUUGCAACAAAUUCCAGCAGCACGGCUUUCUCAAUCUUUUUGGGAUUCUGGGGAGGGUUCAAGCGCUUCCGAAGUAUUGGUAUGCUCUGCAAAAUGAAAACUGGAAUCUUCUUGCCGUGAAAGUCAUUUAUGUAAUAAAAAGUUAUAGUUAUUUAUGUUAUUUGCUUAACAAAUAGAGAACAAUGUAUUUUAGACCAUAAUUAACCCGAAGUUCUUAGAAUGAAGUUCUUAGCGGAAGUUAAGAAACUGUUUCUUAACUUUUAACUAAAAAAGCUAAGAAUCGGUUCUAAGAACCUCAUCCUAAGAACUUCGAGUUAAUCAUGCUCUCAGUAUACAAGAAAAGCUGGUUCAGUGUGUUGAAAGCGUCUUGUCGGAUUGGAAUGUAAUAAAUUCGUUGAUAUGUGUGUGUGCGUGUGUGAUUGUGAACAAACCGUUGAAAAGAAAGAAAAGACUUUUCUUGUUCAGAACUUUGAAAAUUCCUUCUCGCUCUUACGACUUGCAUGAUCAUCGAAUCACCAAGGAUAAACCAAACUCCCCUAGUCCCCUGUAAUAUCCAAUUAUCUUCUGACCCGUUCUCUCUGUUCUUGAUUUCCUAUGUCUAGAUUCAUGGUCUCUUUUUUGUUCUUACUCAUCCAGCUUUUGAGCUUCUCUGUUCAAGCUCAGCGUACGAAGACACCACCAACAACAGAGUUCACUUUCCAAGGUUUUAGUGAAAACAAAUCGGAGAUUCAAACAGAAGGAGCAGCGAUCAUCACACCAGAUGGGCUACUCUUAUUAGCUGAGUUUAUUUAUAGCAAUGAUAUAUAAAAUAGAUACUCUUAUUUAUAUUAUCUUCUAUAAUUAUGCUAAUAGAAAAUUAGAUAUAUUUAGUUUGCACAUUCAUAGUUAAAAAAAAAAAAAUUGUUGCAAUUUGUAAAUUAUACAUGAUAUUUUGAUUCUUUUAAUAUGAGCAGUAAAAUCAUGUAUAAUAUUUACAAAAAGUAACUAAUAUUAUAGAGA